CUAGAGGGCGCUCUGGGCAGCAGGAGACGUGGCGCACCCGCGGCUCGUGGACUCCGCGCGCUCCCAGCGCCGCGUCCCGCCCGGAUACCCUGCCGGCCUCGGAGUGGGGGCCCCACAUCCCCACGCUAGUCUCCCGACCCUGAAGGCCCUGCCUCGCGGCCCUCGGCCCGCAGUCGUCCCGCCGCCGCCGCCGGCCGCGCCCGCCGCGCUCCCGCCCGGAAGCGCGGACUUCCGCCGCACGGUUCCGCGGGUGUCCACGCCGCCAUGCCCUCUCUCGGGGACCUGCUGCGGGAAUGGGACCGGGGCGCGCAGGCCGUAGCGCGCGGGGACUGGGACUGUGCCCUGCGCCUCUUCUCGGGCUACCCGGAGCCGUCCGCCAGGAUGUGCUUCAACGUGGGCUGCGUGCACCUGUUGGCCGGGGACCCGGAGGCCGCGCUGCGGGCAUUUGACCAAGCAGUGACCAAGGACACUUGCAUGGCUGUGGGCUUCUUCCAGCGAGGAGUGGCCAGCUUCCAGCUGGAGAGGUUCCAGGAGGCCCUGUGUGACUUCCGUCUGGCCCUGGCACAGCUGAGGGAUAACACCGCCAUUGACUAUACACAGCUGGGCCUGCGGUUCAAGCUGCAUGCGUGGGAGGUGCUCUUCAACUUGGGGGCCGCACAGUGCCGCCUGGGUCUCUGGGCUGAAGCCACCCGCAGCCUAGAGGAAGCCCUCUCCAAGGGGUCAGAAGGGGCCCGAGACCACCUGUGCACUGCCCUGGACCAAGUGCAGAAACAGGUGCACCUGCAGCCUCGGCAGGGCCCCAGGGGUGAGGUCUUCCGGCCCCACAGGUGGCACCUGGAGCUCCUGGAACCAGUGGAUUUCCUGGGCAAGGCCAAGGUGGUAUCCUCUGCCUUCCCUGCCGACCGGCAGGAGGACAUCCAGCCUCAGCAGCCCCAGGUUCAGGGUGCAGAUGGCAGAGCCAGGCCUGGAGCCGCCCCACGGGCUGCAGUCACCGGGGCCUGGAAAACCCGCACCGCCUGUGGUCCCAGGAGGCCCCCCGAGACAGAGACACAGGUCGGCCCCGGGCAGGCGGGGCAGGCUGACCACCAUGCGCCCGUCCUCUACGAUGAACAGAGGCCCAGUGUGGAGCAAGUUGGCAAACAGGUUCCUCCAGGGCUGCGGGUGGCAGGGGAGCCAGACCCCGGCCCUUCUGAAGACCCCUCUCAUGCUGGGGGAGUGGCCGUGGGGGACCCUGAGUCCUUGGUGACCCUCAUAGUGCAGUGUGCCUUCACACUGGCCCUGAAGGUCCCAAGAGGAGCUGACCUGUCCAGCCUGCGGACCCUGCUGAGCCAGGCCCUCCCCGACCAGGCCCAGCACGGGCAGCUCAGUUACCAAGACCCCAGCAACAAGGGGCGCUGGGUCCCCCUUGCUAGGGAGGAGGUGCUACAGAGGGCCUGGCGGGACAAGGCGGCCAGCCCUGGGGUCCUGCGGCUCCAGUGCCGGGGAGCGGGCGGCCGGCCUGUCCUCUACCAGGUGGUGGCCCGGCACAGCUACUCUGCCCAGGGGCCUGAGGACCUGGACUUACAGCCGGGGGACAUCGUGGACGUCCUGUGUGAAGUGGACCCGGCCUGGUUGGAGGGCCACUGUGAUGGCCGCAUCGGCAUUUUCCCCAAGUGCUUCGUGGUCCCAGCUGGACAGUACAUGUGAGAAGCCCAACACCCCCACCUGGAGCCCCACAUACCCCAAGCCCAGUGAGGAAAUCAGCCCUAGGAAGUCCCGUGGCAAGAACGGUUUUAAUAAAGCAGUCUUCCCC
Herpailurus yagouaroundi (jaguarundi) is the source of this 1792-nucleotide messenger RNA. RefSeq names its product NADPH oxidase activator 1 (gene NOXA1). The record is from RefSeq and is a predicted model, not a curated record. Gene Ontology annotation, biological process: superoxide anion generation. Bases 265 to 1686 code for a protein of 473 amino acids. The transcript is spliced from 14 exons. Lineage: Eukaryota; Metazoa; Chordata; Mammalia; Carnivora; Felidae. Gene Ontology annotation, molecular function: protein binding; superoxide-generating NADPH oxidase activator activity.